GAAGCUUUGUAGCCUUGAUAUUCUAAAGAUAAGUUCCAUUAACACGAGAGCUCAGUCAGUGUGUUCCCAUCGUGCUGAAUGGAUUCUCACGCUUUACUCACCGUAGGGAUACUAUCAGCAAUCGGAUUUUGCUCGUGCAAAAAUGAGUUACUACUGAAUGGACCUCUGGAUGGAGCAGUAGGAGGGAGUGUGGAGUUCACCCUCAUUAACCCACCAUCUCCACCACCUAAUUUAAUCACCUGGAGGUUUACUGGAUAUACAGAGAAUAUAAUCGUUAAUUCCUUCAGUGGUGGAAAUGAAACACAUGUUGAUUAUGUUGGCAGAAUCUCUGUGAACAAAACCACAGCUUCACUGAAGCUCAGGGGCCUGACUCACAAUGACACUGGGCGGUACAGUGUGAGCUUCCUCAUCAGUGGUGUAGGAUACCAGGGAGGCACAUCACUGACAGUGUUUGACAAAAUCUCCAAUGUGAAAGCAGAGGCCAAUCAGCAUGAGUUGGUGGAGUUCAACAGCUCUGUCAUCCUCACAUGCUCCGCCUCUGGCUCCUACCCCUCAUUUCGUUGGUUUAACAGGAGUGCUGAUGUCACAGGAAGUGACAACAGAACCCUCACUGUUGUGAAUGUGACUAGAUAUGAUACUGGGCCAUUCCAGUGUGAAGCAUCCAAUGCUAUCAAUGUCGAAAUGAGCUCCGAGGUCAAUCUGACCAUUGCUUAUGGCCCAGAUAGUGCAGUAGUAACAGUGAAACCUCCAGACUCAUUCUACAGCUCAGGCUCUGACAUCACCCUGUCCUGCUCUUCUGAGUCCAAGCCUGCUGCCCAGUUCCAGUGGGCUCUGAAUGGAACCCUGCUGGGUAGAGAGGGACCAGAACUCAGACUGGAGAACGUUCAGGCCAGUCAGAGCGGUGCCUACAGCUGCCGGGCCUAUAAUAGUAAAACCCACAGGUCUGAAACAUCAUCACCAUCAACAAUCACUGUGCUUGAGAGAAUCUCUGGUGCUGCCAUUACAAGUACUGGUGGCGUCUGGAUAGAAUGUAAGAGUUCUGUCAUCUUAACCUGCGAUGCACAGGGCUCCAUCAUCACCAGAGAGUGGAGAAAGGAUGGUAAUCCUCUGCAUGGAGUUAACAUCGAUGAGCUCAACAGAACAGUUUCCAUCAGCCCACUAAAGAAAGAAGACAAAGGAUACUACACAUGUCAAGUCAGCAACCCUGUCAGCUCUGAGACCGCCUCUAAAGGACUGAUUGUGAACUGUCCAUUGCCGCCUUGGGUUAUAGUCAUAAUAGUAAUAGGAGUGUUAAUAGGAGUUACAGCUGUGAUUGGAAUUUCCAUCUUUCUAUUGAAGAAAAAAGGGAAACUGGGCCUUCCAAUGGGUCGACAAGCACCUCCACAAAAUAAUGCUUCAACAGAACUUGACUAUGCAGAUAUCAGCCACUUUCAGAAAAGAAAUGGGCAGAAGGAGGAUCUGGGAAAUGGAGGAGACGGAGGAGAUGGAGGAGUAGCCGCGGCAACGAUAUAUGCAGCAGUCAAACUCCCAAGGUCUACUGGUCCCAACCCAGGCCAGGCUCCUGGACCACCCAACCAGGUACCAGAUGUGACGUAUGCUCAGGUGAAAAAGAAAUGAUCACCCUCUCUUACUCCCUUAGUGGGGUUUUCAAGCAGGCACCUUCCUUCAUCAGUGUUUUGUAUAUUAGGCCCAAGACACCUCCAGAAGGCUAAACAGUGGUGUCUGGCAUCCCAAAUCCACCCCCUCCAUACUCAUGAUGGGGUAGAAAACAGCUUUCCAUCUAGUGUUGUUUGAGUAUCAUUGGAAGAUUUGAAUUCUACAUUUGGUUGUCAUUCAUAAAUACUCCACCAGUAACUGCCCCGGCAAUUUGGUGCUUCUGUAGUUUAAAGCACACAGUAAGAUGUUUGCCAGCAAGUCAUUUAUCUGAAUCGUGUCAUUUGGCAGAUUAACUCAGGUGUCACUUUGAAAAUGGAAGCACGCAAGAACAGCUGGCCUGCUUCAAAUUGUUCUGUAGCUCUGAAUAUGAAGCCAAUCAAUUUCUGUUUAAUUGAAUAUUGACUGACUUGACCAUUCAGAUUGCUUUGCCUUAAUGUUGUAGUCUGAAUGUAUGCACUUUAUGUUUUAAAGUGAGAGUUAAUUUGUAUGAGGUAAAUUAAUUGUCAGGUAACGUUUGCUACAACAAAGUUUGCUACAAUGUAUUAGUGUGAUUGAGUAAGCAGUAAUUUGCGCUGCCAUUCAUUCCCAUUCAAAUGAAUGGUAGAACAUUCGCCUACUGUGACGUAUUAGGCUACAGUACGUAGACCAAUGGUAGCUGCCAUAGCUUGCACACAAAGAUUAUAGAGCGCAGCAGUGGGGUAAUAUAACAUGGCCGAUAGCAACAUAGCGCAUUAGCGUUAAUGUUUACAGCUUAGAUUACACAUUUUAACAUUUUAACCCUUUAUGGACACCUAUCUGCAAUAUGUUUUAAAUAAAUGAAGAAACCACCAAUAAUGUGGAUUAUUUACAGCCUACAGCUAUGUUCCAGCUGAGUUUUUGCUUGUAUAACGUUCAAUUCAGAGUUACUAGGUAAUGUCUGCAAUAACAAACCAUCAACUAGCUAGCAUAGAUAGUACUCAGUGCCAGCAAAUAGCUAAUGUUAGCUAAUUUAAUAACAAAUGGCGAUAGGGCACUAAUGUCAGUUUGUGUCCACGUAUCUGCUGAGGGGUUAGGGCUGGGCACUUGCUGGGCAAGGGUUAGUGAUCCUCUGCUGCCCUUGAGCAAUCACAGUUUUGAGUGCCGAAAUGCAUCUGUAGUUGUGUAAAUUGUGUUAUUUUUAUAUGGGAAGAUUGAUUUAGAAGAAGAUUUAGAUAUGCAUGUGUUGGACCAAUCGCAAACCUUUUGUGAAUUUUGUCACUUAACUCCAGUUUAUUAUUUUUAUUUUGUAAUAUGCAUAUAAGAAUGCCUCAGGGAUGCACUGUUUUUAAAGAUAUACUGCGAUAUAAUAUAAAGGUUUUGUUUUCCUCGUUUAUCAGUGUCCUGUACUGUGCAAAUGCUCUUGUUGCUGUUAUGAUGCUACCUUUCAACAAUAAAAACAAACUAAAUUCAAA
Clupea harengus (Atlantic herring) is the source of this 3086-nucleotide messenger RNA. Its product is annotated as cell adhesion molecule CEACAM1-like. NCBI's taxonomy places the organism in Eukaryota, Metazoa, Chordata, Actinopteri, Clupeiformes, Clupeidae. The record is from RefSeq and is a predicted model, not a curated record.